AUGAAGAAGAACCUCUUCCUCAUCAUAGUUACUAUCACCACCCUACUCCCUCUCAUUGCCAAUGGCGCCAAAUGUCACCCUGACGACGAAUCCGGUCUCCUCGCCUUCAAAUCAGGCAUCAAAUCUGACCCGUCAUCCAUGCUAAAAACAUGGAUAACAGGCACAGAUUGUUGCACAUGGUUCGGCGUCAGUUGCGGAGACAACAAACGAGUUACAACUUUGUCGUUAACCGGUGAUUCUGAAAAUUCAAAAAGUUACUUAUCAGGUACAAUCUCACCUUCACUUUCCAAACUCCAAUACCUUGGUGGACUCUACCUCCCAAAUCUCCAAAACAUUUCGGGCCCUUUUCCAGAAUCUCUCUUAAAGUUAACAAAACUUGAAUACAUAUACAUAGAAAACAACAAACUCUCUGGUCAAAUACCCAAAAACAUAGGUACUAUGACUCAACUAGGAGCAUUCAGUCUAGAAGGAAACCGAUUCACAGGAACGAUUCCGAGUUCAAUAUCUGAGUUAACUCAAGUAACUCAGUUAAAACUCGGUAACAAUCUUCUCACUGGAACAAUCCCAGAAUCUAUCAAAAACCUUAAAAAUCUCACUUAUCUGAGUCUCAAAGGAAACAACCUAAGUGGUAACAUACCGGAUAUUUUCAGUUCUUUCACAAACCUUAUUAUCCUCGAACUUUCUAGAAACAAAUUUUCUGGGAAUGUUCCAGCUUCAAUUUCAUCUCUAUUUUCACAUCUAAGGUUUCUCGAGUUAGGACAGAACUCACUUUCUGGAAAAAUUCCAGAUUUUCUAGGAAAAUUCAAAGCUCUUGACACGUUGGAUUUAUCAAAGAAUCAAUUUUCAGGAACAGUGCCUAAGAGUUUUGCGAACUUAACGAAAAUAUUCAACCUUGAUCUCUCCGACAAUUUUCUCGUUGACCCAUUUCCUUCAUUGAACGUGAAAGGCAUCGAAUCAUUGGACUUGUCGAGAAAUAUGUUUCAUUUGAAGGAAAUUCCGAAAUGGGUCACUUCAUCUCCGAUUAUAUACUCACUGAAGCUUGCGAAAUGUGGGAUAAAGAUGAAGCUUGACGAUUGGAAACCUUCUGAGACAUAUUUCUAUGAUUUUAUUGAUCUUUCUGGGAAUGAGAUUUCAGGAAGUGCUGUUGGGUUGUUGAACAAGACAGAGUAUUUGGUUGGGUUUUGGAGUUCUGAGAAUAUGUUGAAAUUUGAUUUGGGAAGUUUAAGGUUUGGAAAUAGGUUGAAGUAUUUGGAUUUAUCACAUAAUUUGGUGUUUGGAAAUGUGACAAAAAGUGUUGUUGGGAUUCAGAAGUUGAAUGUUAGUUAUAAUCAUCUUUGUGGUGAGAUUCCUAAGAAUAAUUUGUCUGCUAGUGUUUUUGUUGGGAAUGAUUGUUUGUGUGGAUCUCCUUUGAAGCCAUGCAAAGCAUAG
Messenger RNA from Lathyrus sativus (Indian pea), 1428 nucleotides. Lineage: Eukaryota; Viridiplantae; Streptophyta; Magnoliopsida; Fabales; Fabaceae. The record is from the annotation of a GenBank genome assembly.